AUCAAAUGCUUUAAGUGAUUUCUAAUCCAAAUCCAAAUCAUAAUAGUCCUUAGGUGAGAUUUAGGUGAAGUUAAAGACUCUUCUCUUCUUCUUGAGUUGAAAGAAGCAACCACCACCAAUCCAGUUUCUAACUCAAAUACACAAGCAACAGGUUCUGUUUCUUAAAUACAUUUCUCAACUGUAGUUGGUGAUCAUUUUUGCAUCUAGCUGAUUGCCAAAAUGGUGAUUCCUCAUAAAUCUUCUGCAUAACUAGGGACUAACUAGUCAACCAGUUCUCUGUUGGGAAUAACCUUUUUUCUUUACGAUAAGAUUGACUACUUGCUAUUCCAAUUUCCUUUUCCGGCUGAGUAAAUAAUUAUUUCAAGAUGCAAAUGUCUCAGCAAAGGCCAAAUUCAUCUGGUCUCGGUUUCUAUCACCAACCUGCUCAGGGCAUUUACCUACAAACCAAUCUAUGUGGUGAUAGAGAUGGUAGCAGCAGCCAGGGAACUGAUCUUUCUUUCGAAACCUACAAGCCGCAACGCUUCACCCUGGAAUCAUACCCAGAAAUCACCGGUUUCAUUGACUGUGAUUCUCCUUCCUAUGCCAGUGUAUCCUCUAACAGGACUCCAUUUUCUCCACAAGAGUCUCAAUCAUGCCAUUCAGAUCACCACCAAUCACCUGACAACACCUAUGGAUCCCCGAUAAGUGGUAUGUCCAGUGUUGACGAUGGGAAUGAUUUGAAGCACAAACUUAGAGAAAUAGAGAAUUCAUUGUUGGGGCCUGAGGAUUUUGAUAUUGUUGACAGUUACGGCAGCUGCAUGGAGACUAACCUCCACGGAGCAUCUCCAUCAGCUAAAUAUAAUUGGGAUCUGAUUGCUGAAAACAUUCCAAAGCUUGACAUGAAAGAAGUCCUCUUGCUAUGUGCACAAGCUGUCUCUGAUGGUGAUAUUCCAACAGCAAGAGGCUGGAUGGACAAUGUAUUGGUGAAGAUGGUAUCGGUUGCUGGCGAUCCAAUCCAGAGGUUAAGUGCUUACUUGUUGGAAGGGCUUAGAGCAAGAUUAGAAUUGUCUGGAAGCUUGAUCUACAAGUCGUUGAAAUGUGAACAACCAACGAGCAAAGAGCUAAUGACUUACAUGCACAUGCUGUAUCAGAUUUGUCCAUAUUUUAAGUUUGCAUACAUAUCUGCAAAUGCUGUUAUUUCUGAAGCAAUGGCAAAUGAAUCCAGGAUUCAUAUAAUUGAUUUCCAAAUCGCACAGGGAACACAAUGGCAAAUGCUUAUUGAAGCGCUCGCACGUAGGCCCGGUGGACCACCUUUUAUUCGAAUAACAGGGGUCGAUGAUUCACAAUCAUUUCAUGCGCGCGGUGGAGGACUUCAGAUUGUAGGAGAACAACUUUCAAACUUUGCCAGGUCUCGUGGAGUUCUGUUUGAGUUCCACAGCGCUGCAAUGUCCGGUUGCGAAGUUCAACGUGAAAAUCUUAGAGUUAGUCCUGGAGAAGCCCUCGCCGUAAAUUUUCCCUUUAGUUUGCACCAUAUGCCGGAUGAAAGUGUAAGCAUAGAGAAUCAUAGAGACAGAUUGUUGAGAUUGGUUAAGAGUUUGUCGCCAAAGGUUGUUACCCUUGUUGAGCAAGAAUCCAACACAAAUACUUCUCCUUUCUUUCAAAGGUUUGUGGAGACAAUGGAUUUUUACACAGCUAUGUUUGAAUCAAUAGAUGUUGCUUGCACCAAAGACGAUAAGAAGCGGAUUAGUGUGGAGCAGAACUGUGUGGCACGGGACAUUGUCAACAUGAUAGCCUGUGAGGGGAUUGAGAGGGUGGAGAGGCAUGAAGUUUUUGGGAAGUGGAGGUCGAGAUUUUCCAUGGCAGGAUUUAGACAAUGCCAAUUGAGUUCUUCAGUGAUGCAUUCUGUCCAAAAUAUGUUGAAGGACUUCCAUCAAAAUUAUUGGCUUGAACAUAGAGAUGGUGCUCUCUAUCUUGGUUGGAUGAAAAGAGCUAUGGCCACUUCUUCUGCUUGGAUGUGUUAGGUGUAACUGACCUUUAUUUUUCGUUACCUGUUUUACUAGUACCUUAGUAUUAGCAUAAUGUAUGGUAUCCAAAGUUUUUCCAUAUAUAAACUUUGAGAUUUAGCUCUAUUUCCAACAUGUUCCUUUUAGCAGGUUAUUAUGUAGUCUGCAGAAUCUCAACUUUUUGUAAAUGUCAAUUCUGAAAUGAAGGAAAAUGUGAGAUUUACUUAUUUAACUGA
Messenger RNA from Medicago truncatula (barrel medic), 2218 nucleotides. RefSeq names its product scarecrow-like protein 13. Bases 366 to 2000 code for a protein of 544 amino acids. NCBI's taxonomy places the organism in Eukaryota, Viridiplantae, Streptophyta, Magnoliopsida, Fabales, Fabaceae. The record is from RefSeq and is a predicted model, not a curated record. The transcript is spliced from 2 exons.